UCUUUUGGGUCUGGUGUGGUGACCCUCAAAAAACACGCAUACUUUAUAUUUUCUUGUCUCUUCUCUCAUCAUCAGUUCCCUUUUUCUUUCAAAAUAAUUCAUAACCAAUCCUCUAUAGCCAACCACCUGGCUUCUCAACUUCUGAAAUAUCCAAUUCUCUCACACAAAACACACACACUCACAGUUUAACUGUUUACUUCAUUUUUCCUUCAAACUAUGCUUCCUUAUAAAUAUACCACCUUUCUCUUGGUUUUCUUAAAUCUCAACACCAAAAUUUCAACCUCUUUACUCUAUAACAAACUCUUAUCUUCAAUUCUAGAUUUCACUAUCAAAACCUUUUUCUACUAUCUCCAGCACAUGGAUAUGUUUACAAAUAAUAACUCCUAUUCACACCCCUUUUCUCCAACUUGCUCCGAGAGUUCAUUCCCGAAUUCAGAGGGCUCGCAAGGGAUGUCAAUUUCCAACGAGGAGGUGAGGUUAGCAGCGACUACUCCAAAGAAGCGUGCAGGGAGGAAGAAGUUCAAGGAGACUCGCCACCCGGUAUAUAGGGGUGUGAGGAAAAGAAACUUAGAUAAAUGGGUGUGUGAAAUGAGGGAACCAAAUAAGAAGACUAAAAUUUGGCUAGGCACUUUUCCAACUGCGGAGAUGGCAGCCCGAGCACAUGAUGUUGCCGCAAUGGCAUUGAGGGGCCGCUACGCCUGUCUCAACUUUGCAGACUCCGCGUGGCGGCUCCCUAUACCUGCCACCACUCAGGCAAAAGAUAUACAAAAGGCGGCUGCACAGGCCGCUGAGGCUUUCAGACCAGACAAGACUUCAAUUACUAAUGACAUUGACACGGCUAUUUCCACCUCUGCUACGGCGGAACAGAGUAGGACUUUUAUGGAAGAGGAAGAAGAGGGGGUGAUGAACAUGCCAGAGUUGUUGAGGAAUAUGGCACUAAUGUCUCCUACACAUAGCUCUGGGUAUAAUGAAUAUGAAAAUAUUCAUGUUCAAGACUUUCAAGAUUUACAAGAUUUUCAAGAUGAAGAGGUAUUAAUCAAGCAUAAAGUGCUUCUCAUCCCUUCUAUUAGUAUAUAUGAAAGAAGAAUAGAAGUUUGGUAUGUCAAAAUCAGUGUCAACUUCAUUAGCUAUUUAAAUUAAGUUAAAGGAGGUAAUUAAAAUCUGUGUCUCUCUUCUUUUUCUUCUCUUAUAUUAUCAUUUGUAGGAUUUUAAAAAAUAGUUUGUAACCGUAAUUUGGGUGUGACAUCAAACUUUUUAAUGUCUCUGCAUCCGCAACUAGUAUAUUAGCCGCAUUUUUCCGUAAUAUCAAGGAUUGUGAUUGUUGCUGCCGUGACCGCAACCCAGUCUGUGUUGGAUUGCCGUCGUGACCGCAACCCAGUCUGUGUUGGGUUUCUUUGUUUUUGUAUUGGCAGCAGGGUAAAAACUAAAAUUGGCAAAGUGCUAUAAUAUUAAUAAGGUUUGCAACUUAUAAUCAGAAGCAGGUGAUUAAUAUGCUCAGCAGUUUCCUCAUGAGCUUCAUUCAGAAGGGUAUGUAUCUAGCUGAUUUGGAAUUGGACUUUAACUUCUUUUUACCAUUAUGUGUUUAAAUUAACACUAACGGUCGUAACAUAUCCUUUAAAUUAUGGCCACUUUAAUUAGAAAAAUGCUAUAUCGAGAGAAAAAUAAUCACGAAUAGAGCGACAAACUUUGAUUGAAUUUUUCACACCACUACCCCGACCGUUAGAUCCAUCUCCAACGAACUCGCGCAUCCUUCGUCAGAUUCCACGGGAUUAGUUCACCGAAUUCAGGUUUUCUCUCCUCCAACGGCAAACAACCUUCACUGCAACGAAGUUCUCUCGCUGCCGUACCUGAUCCUCAUCUGACGAGCCUCGAAAAUUACAAUAUGGUGUUCAAGUAUUGAAAGGUGGAGGAAUUCCAUGCACAAUUUGGCACAGGGGCUAUAAAGCACUUUUAAGUUGAAUACGAGAGGUAUUGAAGGUUUAAACUUUAACUAUGAAUGUAACAUUGCAUUGUUUCUCCCCUAAAAAAAAAUAAUACAUUGUUUCUGUCAAUUAGACUCUUGACCCGUGCGGUAUACCAUGUAGAAGUUAAUUGAGUCGCAAUAAUGUAAACAUAUAUAGUUAAAAGAAGUUUUAUAACAAUUUAAAAAUAUGUUCCCUUAUAAGACAACAAUAGAAACAAAAUGAAAUGGUAGCAUACAUAUAACAAAAAUGUUUGAACAUUAACCAUCAAGAUACAUUGCGAAAGACUUCGUGAUAAACAACAUUUGAGGUCGUUGACGACAGUCAGUCAUUCACUGUUUUUAGUGUCAUUUUCAUGAUAUUUUGAGUUCACAUGCAAGCUUAAACAGCAAAGAAAACAAGAAAAAUAGAAGAUUUUUGAAGAAAGCAAGUUGAAAACGUGUCACGAUUUGGAGCACAUGAUGAGGUUCACUCGACAUUGAUUAAAACGUGUCACGAUAGCUAUUUCGUGACACGAUUCUAGGAACAUGUGGCACACCAAAAGAAAAUAAUGUCACAACACGGAAGGUGCAAAAAGAAGAAACAAUUGGGCUUUGACCAAAAAUUCAUGAUGUUGACCCAAGAGAAUAGAAAACUAUCAUGCGGCCAAUUGGAAAAGGGAGGACGAGGUCACUUCGGCAUAUAAAUAUAAGAAGCAGCUCCACAAGCAAAAGGAUGUUGGAGACGAGGAUUCAGGCGACGGCACAUAAAAUUCACGUUUUGUGAAUUGAAAACAUUCACGCAUCACGAGAAGGGAAGAAGGCAUAUGGAUAGGGAAAAACUCAUAAUCAGUAGCGAUUGGAAGAAUUGAGGAGCAACGCCGACAACGACGAAACUCUAUCGGUUUAUUUUCUUUACUAUGUUGUUUAUGUAUUUAACCAUGUCUAGCUAAUUUCCUUUGAUUAGGUCCGAGAUGAUUCUGUGUAACCCUUAUUGUUGAACCAUGUUGCUGUGAAACUCUAUUUAUUGUGAAUGACAAUCUAGUUUUUAUUCAA
This is a messenger RNA of Medicago truncatula (barrel medic), 2995 nucleotides long. RefSeq names its product dehydration-responsive element-binding protein 1E. The transcript is spliced from 4 exons. The coding region runs from base 217 to 1140 and encodes 307 amino acids. Gene Ontology annotation, molecular function: DNA binding; DNA-binding transcription factor activity. Gene Ontology annotation, biological process: regulation of DNA-templated transcription. The record is from RefSeq and is a predicted model, not a curated record. Lineage: Eukaryota; Viridiplantae; Streptophyta; Magnoliopsida; Fabales; Fabaceae.